Messenger RNA from Symbiodinium sp. CCMP2592, 1530 nucleotides. The record is from the annotation of a GenBank genome assembly. NCBI's taxonomy places the organism in Eukaryota, Dinophyceae, Suessiales, Symbiodiniaceae.
AUGGAACAUAUUGGGACCAAAGCCCCCAUGACUUCAGAAGACAGAGGCGGCGAGCAUGCUCGCCGCUAUCACCGUCCUACGAAUAACAAGACAGCGGUGAUCAACUGGUACACACAUCAAGCGAACUUCGUGGACCAGUCAUCCCUUCGAAAGCUUGCAACCCCUGUGGCAUCCUGGAUCGCCUACGGCCCCGAGGGUCGGAUUCCGACAGUAGAAGAGUUCCAGCUCUUGGAGAAGUUCAUGAACAAGAUGGAUGGUGGGCUGUUGCCCCCUCGGUUGAGUGAUGUCUUAUGUGAAAUGAAACGCCGGCUCCAGUCUCUCCCCAGGCCGGCCGAUGAGGCUUGGAAUGGGGCAGAGAAGAGCCUUCGAAGAAGCUAUCGGGAGUUGCGACGCCGCUGCAACGAAGCUGCAGACGCAGCAGUCGUCGCUAGGGAUGUUGAUGUCGUUGAUGCAGACGAGCAGGAGGAAUCCUUGCAAGUCCGUGACACGGAAGAUGCUGGGUCUCCCGGUACAUCUGCUCAGUCUGAUCAACACCUCAUGUUGUUCCGAAAGAUGAACGAGUGGGGCUUUCUGGACACUGCGCAGAAGCUCGAGCGCUUGCAGCAAGCCGAGGAGGCAUCCAGGCGCUCACGCAGGAGCUUGGGCCAGGAAGAGCUGACAGAUAUCCUCAACAUGGCUGCAGCUUGUCUUGCAGAUCCUCGCAGACAUGCCAGGCUGCAGCACGCGGAUGCUACAGACAUCGGCGAAGUCAGAGCUGCCGCGGAAUUGCAGGAUGUGGCAGUUGAUCUGCAAAAGCGAAUUCGGGCAUUGCUUCUGCAGGCUCUCCAUGUAUGGCAGAUGAACCAAUUCGAUUGUCAAGCCAUAGAGCAUGUCCUGGACUGGGUUCAGCAGAAGAUCAUCAAGUUCGAGAACAAGGCUGGCGAGAUUCAAGGUGCUGCUGCAGGGAAGGCUUGGCUGAAAAUCAAGCAGAUGAUCGACGAGUUGCUGCUGCGGGGAGUAAGAGCGCAGUCGAACCCGCGUGCGAAAGGCACAAUCAAGAUCCCAGCGAAAGCUGUUCCCAGGGUAGUGCAGGAGCGCCAGAGUGGCAUACAGAACAUCUCGUGGCACUCGGGGAGAAUGGGCUGGGAAUGCCGACGAGAUUUUCGACAGAAGCGGCAAUCUCGCUUAUUUAAAAUUUCCAAGUUCCUGGACCAGGGCCUCGGCGAGGAGGCGGCUGUCGAGGCCGCGCUGCAGGAAGCAAAGGCCUACCGCGAGGAGCUCGUGCGCCGUGGCGAGUUGAAACACCCGAAGCCGAAACCCCCGAGCUCAAGUGUGAGGGGCGUUUUCUUUGACAGAAGCAAGCAGAAGUGGGCAGUUCGGUCGUAUGAUGCGAUCGAAAAGAAGACUGUUCACAUUGGUUACUUCCUUGUCAAGGAGGACGCCGAGAUCAAGGGCCGGGAGAUGGCCAGGCAGCUUGGUGUUCGACCCGAGUACGAGGUGACGCCGGCGAAGAGAAGCAGAGCUGAGGUGCCUUCGGAAGCUUGCGACUGA